AUGAACUCGUCCAGCUCGGCCCCUGGCCCAGCCGAAUCUAUCCUGGCAACCCUGAACCCAGCACAAUGCCGGGCCGUCACGUCCAAGGCGUCUACAGUCGCCAUCCUGGCCGGUCCUGGAAGUGGCAAGACGCACACUUUGGCCUCUCGUGUCGUCUGGCUCCUGGACAACGUCGGCUAUGCCCCCGCUGACAUUGUUGUCGCCACCUUCACGGUGAAGUCCGCGCGGGAGAUGAAAGAACGCAUCACCAAGGCCCUUGGGGACGACCGUGGGAAAAAGAUUGUUCUCGGCACCUUCCACAGCAUUGCGCGUCGCUAUCUUGCAGCUUACGGUAAACGCAUCGGGUUAGACGAGAAAUUCGCCAUCGCAGAUGAUGCGGAUUCUAGAUCCAUCAUCCAGAGGAUAUGCAAGCGAUUACAGCUUUCGGUUGAUCCUCCGGUUGCAAGAUCAUGGAUUAGCAAGAAAAAGUCAAAGGGCGACAAUCAAACUCCGCAGAAGCGGAACGGCCAGGCGGUCCCACAAAGCCGUGAUCUGGAAACAUGCUUUCGCGAGUAUCAAAUCCACCUCGAGCACUCCAAACUGCUGGACUACGACGACUUGUUGACUCGGUGUGUGGAGCUGCUGCGUAAGCACCCAUCCUGUGUUGCCAACGUUCAGGCUGUGCUUAUCGACGAGUACCAAGACACCAACGGAAUUCAGUACGAGCUCAUGCGGCUGUUCGCUCAGGCAAGGGAGAGAAUCACCAUUGUUGGAGACCCUGACCAAAGUAUUUAUGGCUGGCGAUCCGCCGAGAUCAAAAAUCUGUACCGUCUUCUCAGAGACUAUCCAGACACGGACGAAAUUUCGCUCGAGGAAAACUAUCGCUCGUCGCAGGCAAUCUUGGACGUGUCUUUGAAGGUGAUCCAACAGGACAAGAAACGGUACCAGAAGUUGCUGCUGCCAAUACACAACAAAGGCACCCGGCCGGUCUUGCGGCGUCUCAAGUCUUCCGCCGUCGAAGCCGAAUGGAUCGUGUCUGAGAUCAAGAGGAUUCUGCUGAUGGCGGGUAAAAUGCUUACCCAUGAUGAUGUGGCAAUUCUCCUGCGAUCAGCAUCCCUCUCCAGGCAUAUCGAAUCAGCCCUUGGCAAAUCUGGAAUAGCAUAUCGAAUGGUCGGCGGGUUCAAGUUCUACGAGCGCGCCGAGGUCAAGGUGAUCCUUGACUACCUGCGCGUCAUCCACCAACCAGACAACAAUGAUGCAGUGGCCCGAAUCAUCAACGUUCCUCGCCGUGGCAUUGGAGACAUGACCAUCAAGUCUCUUCUCGAGGAAGCCGAAAGCUCCAAGCUGAGCGUCUGGGCAAUGCUGAACAAGCAUUGCCGAGGGGAACGACAAGCAAAGACGAACAUCAAAAAAGCCAUGGAGCAGAAGAUCAGCGGAGAGCUGCUCAGGUUAGUUUCGGCACUCAGGAAGAAGAUCCAGGAACCUCCCACCGGGAGUCCGUAUUAUCACUUGGUUGAUCUGAUCGAAAACCUGCUUUCGCAACUAAACUUCCAAAAAUAUCUCCAAGAGAACUACCCAGACGAGCACGAGACACGAUGGGCCAAUGUGCAGGAGUUUAUCAGUCUGGCGGGAGAUUUUAUGCGGGAUCUAAGCACAACGGCGGACGAAGAUCGUCUCCCGGUGAUCGACGGAGUCCAACAGGUGCAAGAGAGCGACGCUCUUGGCCGCUUCUUGGCCAAUGUCUCCUUGGCGUCGGACGCCCAGCAAAAAGGCGAUGCUGACAACAAGCCACUGGUGACCAUCUCGACCAUUCAUGCGGCCAAGGGCCUGGAAUGGCCGGUUGUCUUCGUCCCUGCCGUGUAUAAUGGGUCUAUCCCACACAUGAGGUCAGAGGACCUUGACGAAGAACGCCGUCUCCUCUAUGUAGCCAUGACGCGGGCCCAGUCGCUUCUCUAUCUUAGCUGCCCGAUGUACAGUUCGCAGCACGGAGGGAACGGGGGCGAACGUACCGAGUUGUCCAAGUUUGUUCCAUCAGAGAUUCACCCGUACUUUAGAAAACGCGGUCCAUCUUUUGAACCCGGGAUUUUACAAGAAAUCGGACGCAUACUGCGACGAGAGUCCAAGGUGCCGUCGCAAGACAAAGUCUUCAAAGAAAUGCCAGUUCUGGAGCGGCCCGAGGACAACCUGUACCCCGAGGAUCCAGAGGACUCUUUCGAGGAUGGUGCUGGUGGUAGAAACAGGCAAUGGCAGCGGCGUCCUCGUCCACAGGCGGUCUCAGCAUCAGAAGAGGCCGAUUCUCAGCUAGUGUCGACAUGGCAUGCAUCCACGACAAUGGAUGGUGCGUCCGACUUCACACUGCCUGGUUUCACUACUGCGAGCGCAGCUCGGGAAAUGCUUGCCGCCGCGAACGAAAUGGCAGCAUCAGCCCGCCGCAGCGACUCGGGCGCUCAAAAGUCGACUGGGCCUCGAAGGGGAACGACGAAGCGGCCAGCCGACCAGCAGAGUCUUCUGGGGUUUGUCAAAAGGUACAGGCCUGACGUUCCGGUGGCUGCGGAUCCAGUAGCAAGCCGUGCAUUCGCUCCUCAGUCGCGGUCAGCCCUUCAAGAGCUGCCUGAACUUCCGAAUCUGCACCAGGUGCAACAGCCUUCUCCGGCCAUUGCGCCAAGCCUCAGUGGACACAGGCUCGGAGCAACCAAGCUGCCACCCAAGCCUGCGAGACCAGCGAUUGAAGGCGCCAUGGGGCUCAAGAAACACUAUGCCAACUUCUCGAGCUCCCCUCCUCGACCAGCAUCACCCGAGAAAGAAAACCAAGAUGCGGACGAGCCGCCGCCUGUCCGAGAACGGCCAGCUAGUUGUUUGCACGCGACGACAACGACAAACGGGUUUGGAGGGUUCAAGCGACCUGCGGUAUUGAAGAAGGAAGGGGGCAUUGCACCGAUAGACCGGCUGAGGAAACCAUUUAAGCCACUGACGAUUAACAAGUCAUAA
Colletotrichum graminicola M1.001 is the source of this 2967-nucleotide messenger RNA. Its product is annotated as UvrD/REP helicase. Gene Ontology annotation, biological process: recombinational repair. The coding region runs from base 1 to 2967 and encodes 988 amino acids. Gene Ontology annotation, cellular component: nucleus. NCBI's taxonomy places the organism in Eukaryota, Fungi, Ascomycota, Sordariomycetes, Glomerellales, Glomerellaceae. The record is from RefSeq and is a predicted model, not a curated record. Gene Ontology annotation, molecular function: DNA binding; ATP binding; 3'-5' DNA helicase activity. The transcript has a single exon.